This is a messenger RNA of Fusarium sp. VM40, 2067 nucleotides long. NCBI's taxonomy places the organism in Eukaryota, Fungi, Ascomycota, Sordariomycetes, Hypocreales, Nectriaceae. The record is from the annotation of a GenBank genome assembly.
AUGGCAAAACGAACGUGGUCCGACUCAAAUCCUGCUGGAACCGCCAGCGCAGAUGCAACAGCGCCUGCAACACCAGCUCGUCCAAAUGGACAUGGAAGAACAACCAGUCGUCAGAGUAUCUCAGGCGCUGUGUCCAAUGACAGUUCUGUCCCUCAGAUCUCUCGCAAGAUCAAGGCAUGUGCGGCAUGUCGGAAGCACAAGAUCAAAUGUCUAAUGGAUGAAAGUGGUCCGCCGUGUCGAAGAUGCUCUGAGAGAAAUUUGGGAUGUGUCUUGAGUAAGAGCUUGCAGACCAUCAUGGAUGAAAAGUCACAGUUCUCCGAGUCUGUGGUCCAAGACCUUGAACAAAUGCACAGCGCUUUAAAGCAAGUCAUGAGUAAACUCAACUUACCAGAACUCCCUCCUCUGCAAAGCAUCAACUCUCGAGACUCUGAAGGGUCACCUCCCAAAGACGAUCACCCACAUAACACGUCAAGCCAUCUAACCGUCUCACAAGAAGAAUUCCGCGGUCCUUCUUGCGACAACUCACCAAAAGCAACACCCGAGGACGAAGGUCUUCCCUAUGUCCCUAUCCACUCUCUCUACACCCUCACCAAGCUCAGCGCUCUUCGAUCGCCCGACAAUCCCGAAGCUCAAAGAGGCAACGCCAUUAAUGACUUUAUCGCGCGCGGUGCGCUUUCGCUAGCAGAUGCAGAGAGUCUAUUCGCGUUGUAUCGUGAUCGCUUGGAUCGAUAUAUGUAUGGAAUCGGCUGUCGAUAUAUGACGCUGGAAGAAGUCCGUCGCAAAAGCCCGAUACUUUCCGCUGCUACUCUCACUGUGGCUGCGCUACAUGAUCCAAAAGCCGAUAAUAUUUAUGGGGUUUGCAGCAGUGAAUUCCGUCGCCUGAUGGAGAAGUCAAUGUUUGAACGACGAAUUGAUCGCGAUUAUCUACGAGCCAUGUGUAUCGCUUCAUAUUGGCUCAGUGAUCUCUCAUGGAUGCUGUCGGGAUAUGCCAUUCGCCGCGCCGCGGAGUGCAAUCUUCACAACAGUUAUAACCAGGCGAUUAAAGAACAGAGCCAAGAGGCAGCGGAUUGUGCGAGGUUAUGGUAUAUUCUUUAUAUCUGCGAUCAACACCUGGCUACUUUGUACGGUCGGCCUUCUAUUGUUCAGGAAGACUCAUCCAUCCAGGGCUGGGAGCAGUUUCUGAAGUCUCCUGUGGCAAAUGAGGAAGACAAGCGACUAACUGGUCAGGUGAUGCUGGUUAGUAUACUACGAAACAUUCGGGAGCUAUUCGGCACAGAUAAAGGCGAGCCUGUGCCGCGAGUCUAUCUGAACCACAUUUUACAGUUCAGACGGCAACUUGAUGAAUGGUACAGUCGGUGGAUGAAGGAUUUGCCAGAACAAUGGACCCAAAUUGGUUCAUUCCCAAGGAAAGGAACAAUCCUUCACUAUAACUUCGCUCAAAUUCACCUCUACUCGCAUAUCUUCCGCGGCCUUGGCGGCGACGCUCCUAUACCACAUUACUUCCUCGACUGCGCAAUGCAAGCCGUCACCGCCGCAACAGCCAUCAUAGACCUCAUAAUCACCGACCCUGAUGUCGCCGCAGGUAUUGUGGGGAUGCCCUCGUACAUGCUCUCCAUGACAGCUUUCGCCUGCAUGUUCCUCAUCAAAGUCGCGGUCAAAUACGGCACCGACUUAAUCGAGCGCCAAAGGGUGCAUGACUUGACGACCAGUCUGGUACGCCAGUUCCGCUCGUUAAAAGCCGGGAAAUGGCAUCUGGCGAAUCUAAUGGCGGGCGGACUGGAGCGUAUGACUGCUACAUUGAUGGCCGUUGAGCCAGGACAAAUCCGACAAGUGCCUAGUGGUAUUGUUUAUAACAACAAUAACAAUGUGGAGAGUGUCGAUAUGGCAGGACAGAUGAUGCCAGGGAAUCAGGUCUACGCUGAUAUGGAUGGUGAUACGUUCUUUGACUAUGACAUGAGUUUUGGUCUGUCGCCUGUGUUUAGGUUCGAUCCUAGCAUGUUCACGAUGGACCCCUCGGGGCAAUCUCUCCCGACGUAUCCAGAGGCGGAUUAUGGCAUGAGACCAUAG